CAAAUGUGGUAAUCAUUAUCGAACAUGGGUGCCACCCCAUAGUUGACACUUUAAGCCCCCCAAUCCAACUACUCUUAGGUUAUAUCUUAUAAAUAUGUAUGAUUUUUCUUGUACAAUUGCUCCCUAAAAAAUUCAUCAACCAAAUACAAGGGUCUCCCUCGAAUGAGUCCGUGCUACGGUGUCAUCACCGUUUUUCUCCUCCUCAUCGCAGGCACCCAUGCCAUCACCAAACAGAGAAGCUACCUAAAUGUAAUCAACCAAUUUUUGGCUCCUCAGAAUGCAGCACGGUCUGCCCUACGUAUGCAGCCAUUGGCAUGGGAUGCACGUCUAGAACGCUAUGCUCAAUGGUAUGCUAACCAGAGGCGUUGGGACUGUGCUUUGAAGCACUCAAAUGGACCUUAUGGAGAGAACAUUUUUUGGGGGAGCGGCAGUGACUGGACUCCGGCUCAGGCUGCCGCUGCAUGGGUUUCAGAGCGGAAGUGGUACAAUUACUGGUCCAACUCGUGUGCCGAUGGGCAGGAAUGUGGGCAUUACACCCAAAUUGUGUGGAGGGCAACAGGGAGAGUUGGGUGUGCCAGGGUGAAUUGUUUUGGUGGCAGAGGUGUUUUCAUGACUUGCAACUAUGACCCUCCUGGGAACUACAUUGGUGAGAGACCUUAUUGAAAUCAUAUUUCGUGAAAUUUUCUGUAAGAGAGUUCAACCACACAUAUAUAUAUAUAUAUAUAUCAAAAUCAUACCAUAUGGUGGCCAGAGAUGUGGCCUUUUGGUGAUUUGAGUUUUCUUUCGUUUUUCUGUAAUUGCAAAUCAUUUCCAACACAAUUUGGAUUUAAGCUCACCAUAUAGGGAAAAAAAAUAGGCAGUUUUUUUUCCACGAUGCUAUCGAAACAAGGCAUGUGAUUAUAAGAAUGUUCACAUCCCUAAUAUCUUUCAAUAAAACCAACUUUUCUGUUGA
This is a messenger RNA of Cornus florida, 952 nucleotides long. RefSeq names its product pathogenesis-related protein PR-1-like. Gene Ontology annotation, cellular component: extracellular region. The record is from RefSeq and is a predicted model, not a curated record. NCBI's taxonomy places the organism in Eukaryota, Viridiplantae, Streptophyta, Magnoliopsida, Cornales, Cornaceae. Bases 163 to 663 code for a protein of 166 amino acids. The transcript has a single exon.